Condylostylus longicornis is the source of this 1043-nucleotide messenger RNA. It is a transcript of the gene Schip1, whose product is annotated as schwannomin-interacting protein 1. Gene Ontology annotation, biological process: positive regulation of hippo signaling. Bases 59 to 1006 code for a protein of 315 amino acids. The record is from RefSeq and is a predicted model, not a curated record. Lineage: Eukaryota; Metazoa; Arthropoda; Insecta; Diptera; Dolichopodidae. Gene Ontology annotation, cellular component: plasma membrane; cell junction. The transcript is spliced from 4 exons.
UUUUCUUUUAUUUUUACAGAGACGUAAUGAUCGUGAAGAAAUUCGACGACGUUUAGCAAUGGGUGCAGAAGAUGACUAUUUUAGUAGAAUGGUUAAUAAUACAUCAAAUGAUAGACCAGGACGUAAACCAAGUUUACAAUCAAGAUUACAAAAUGGUAAUAAUUUACAAAUAUGUUUUAUGAAUGAAGCAUCAUCAGAUACUGAAAGUAUUAGUUCUGAUUCAGAAACAUGCCCAAAAUUAUCAAAAUCGACAUCGAAUGCAUCAUCAAGAUAUAGUUCAAUGUCAUCAAUAUCAACAUCAAAUCCAUAUAAUUCACGUCCUUUAUCUGUUAAUAUUACAAAUAAUAAUAAUAAUAAUUUGACAACAAUAACAACAACAACAAAUAAUAAUAAUAGUCGAAGAACAUUAUCUCAAAGACCAUCAACAUUGUCAUUGGGACCACCAAUAUCUGAAGAAAAUUCAGAAUCUGAUUUCUUUACAAAGCAAGCACGUUUACAAAUUGAAGCAAGAAUGGCCUUAGCACAAGCAAAAGAUAUGGCUCAUAUGCAAAUGGAGAUUGAACGUCAAAAACAAAAAGAAUCACCAAUAACAGAAGUUAUACGUAAUGCAAUGGAAAAAGUUGGUGUUAAUUUUCCAAUUGAAAAACGUCGUGUCUCAAGACAAAUGUGCACCGAUAUGAAUAUUGCCCAAUUACAAAUUAUUGUUAAUGAUUUACAUACACAAAUUGAAAGAUUAAAUGAUAAUUUGGUACAAUAUUUAAUGGAACGUGAUGAAUUACAUAUGAGCCAGGAUUCAAUGCUGGUUGAUAUUGAAGAUUUAACAAGAUAUUUGAGUGCUAAAGAACAAACAAUAUUAAAUGAAAAAUCAGAUAGAAAAAAUUCAACAGAACUAGAAAAACAACAACAACAAUUAUCCAAUAAUAAUUCAAAUGGAAUCAAAAAUAAUCAUGAUACACCACAAAUGCAAAGUAAAUUCCAAAGGAUAGCAAGUCUAGUCAAAAAAUAAAAUGAAAAAUAAUUGAAAACCAAAAAAAAAAUAAAAA